AGUCUCUGCAAUCUCUCACUCGUACAACUCGAGUUUACUCUCUCUCUCUAAAAUAUUCAAAUCGACCGAAGAACUUCUUUAAAAUCUUCUCGCAGACUCAGAUGUAUUGAGCUUGGAAUCUAAUAUAGACAUGGUGAUCAUAUGAUGCAGGCAGUAAAUUGAGAAUUUUGUUUCUGGUGCAAAAUGGCUUCAAAUGUUACAGUACAAUGUCCAACGCCCAUGAAGGCUACUUCUAAUGGUGUCUUCCAGGGCGAUGACCCCCUUAACUUUGCACUUCCGCUUGCGAUUUUACAGAUAUGCCUAGUGGUUGUUGUCACCCGAGCGCUUGCUUUUCUUCUAAGGCCUUUAAGACAGCCUCGCGUUAUUGCUGAGAUUAUUGGCGGAAUUUUGCUAGGUCCAUCAGCUCUGGGUCGCAACCAAGCUUAUCUGCAUAAAGUUUUUCCACCGAAGAGCUACACGGUACUAGAUACCCUAGCCAAUCUUGGUCUCCUCUUCUUCAUGUUCCUUGUAGGUUUAGAGUUAGACCCAAGGUCCCUUCGUCGAACUGGAAAGAAAGCAUUGAGCAUUGCCUGUGCCGGAAUUAGCCUUCCUUUCGCUCUAGGAAUCGGGGCAUCUUUUGUCCUCCGAGGAACUAUUUCCAAAGGCGUAAAUGAAGCCCCAUUUCUCGUAUUCAUGGGGGUUGCCCUAUCUAUCACUGCCUUUCCUGUUUUGGCUCGUAUCCUUGCUGAACUCAAGCUUUUAACUACUGAUGUUGGUAGAAUGGCCAUGUCUGCUGCAGCGGUCAAUGACGUGGCUGCUUGGAUUCUACUUGCUCUCGCAAUUGCCCUCUCCAGCACUGGUCACUCUCCUCUAAUUUCGUUGUGGGUUUUUUUGUGCGGUUGCGCAUUUGUCGUUUGUUGUAUAUUCAUUGUCCCAUGGGUAUUCAAAUGGAUGGCACAACGUUGCCCCGAGGGUGAACCAAUGGAUGAAAUGUACGUGUGUGCGACUCUAGCCACUGUUUUGGCAGCAGGUUUUGUCACUGAUUCAAUUGGAAUUCAUGCCCUCUUUGGUGCUUUUGUGAUUGGAGUUUUAGUCCCAAAGGACGGACCAUUUGCAGGUGUUCUUGUGGAAAAGGUUGAGGAUCUUGUAUCCGGCCUACUCCUUCCUCUCUACUUCGUGUCAAGUGGAUUGAAGACCAAUGUAGCCACCAUUCAAGGGGCUCAGUCAUGGGGUCUUCUCGCUUUAGUCAUAUGCACAGCCUGUUUUGGGAAAAUUGUAGGCACUAUUGCAAUCUCUCUUAUGUGCAGAGUGCCUUUCCAGGAGGCUGUGGCUCUCGGGUUCUUGAUGAACACUAAAGGCCUAGUCGAGCUCAUUGUCCUCAACAUUGGGAAAGACAGAGGGGUGUUGAACGAUCAAACAUUUGCCAUUAUGGUUCUGAUGGCUCUCUUCACAACCUUCAUCACAACACCAUUAGUUAUGGCUGUGUAUAAGCCCGCGAAAAGGAUGGGAAAAGCUGAGUACAAGCACAGGACAGUUCAGAGGAAAUACCCAAAUACUCAACUCCGAAUACUGGCCUGUUUCCACAGCGCAGGGAAUCUCCCAACCUUGAUUAAUCUCAUCGAGGGGUCUCGUGGGACCGAGAAAAAGGAAGGACUAUGUGUGUAUGCAAUGCACCUCAUGGAGCUCUCUGAGAGAUCAUCUGCUAUUCUAAUGGUCCACAAGGUAAGAAAGAAUGGACUGCCCUUUUGGAACAAGGGACAGCAAUCUGGUACCAACCAAACUGUCGUUGCUUUCGAGGCUUUUAGGCAGCUGAGCCGUGUUUCUGUUCGACCCAUGACAGCAAUCUCACCAAUGAACAGCAUGCACGAGGACAUAUGUGCUAGUGCAAAUAGCAAAAGGGCAGCCAUUAUAAUUCUCCCAUUUCACAAACAUCAAAGGCUGGAUGGGCAGUUGGAGACAACUAGGACCGAUUUUCGUCAUGUCAAUCGCCGCGUUCUUGUGCACGCUCCAUGUUCAGUUGGCAUAUUAGUAGAUCGCGGGCUUGGUGGAAGGACUCAAAUAUCUGCAAGUAAUUUUGAUUCCUCAAUAACAGUCUUAUUCUUCGGAGGCAAUGAUGAUCGUGAAGCUCUUGCUUAUGGUGCUAGAAUGGCUGAGCACCCUGGCAUUAAUCUUCGGGUUAUUCGAUUCUCAGUAGACCCCAAAGUUAUUGGAGAGAUUGUGAGGAUUGACAUGGAUGACAACAAUGCCAUUGAAGCAAGGUCAGAAGAUGAUGAAUUUAUUUCUGAAUUUAAGCAAAAAGUAUCAAAGGACGGUUCAAUCAAGUAUGAAGAGAGGAUUGUGAGUAGUGCUGCAGAAACAGUUGAAAUCAUUCGUGAGAAUUGUCGUUGUAGUCUGAUUUUGGUUGGACGAAUGCCGGAGGGUCAAUUAGUUUCAACUUUGACUGGGAGGAGUGAAUGCCCCGAGUUGGGACCAGUAGGUAGCUUGUUGAUUUCGCCGGAUUUGUCCAUAACAGCAUCAGUGUUGGUGGUGCAACAAUACCAUAGCCAGUUGUCCCUGCCUUCAUUGGCUUCGCUGAAGGAGGAAGAAGAAGAAGAGUUGCCCGAGAGAGAUUCUGAUACAAAUUGAUUUGCUUUUGAUUGCUGGGAUAUUUGUUUUUUACAUGUGAAUUUUUUUUUUUCCAAUUUCAAAUUAUUGAUUCUCUCUCUAAGAUCUUGCGCAACACGGGUUUUAUGCUAGAAGCAUGUUUUAUAUAUACAAGGGGGAGUUUCAGUUAUUCAAUAUAGCGUCGUUUAUUUUCUUUUCUUUAUCAUGUCAUCAUAUAUGCAUUGUGUUGUGUUUCUUUUUGGAUUCGCAAAUAUUUGAUAGAAUAGAAGUUGGUGAUUUGUUCGGAUAA
Camellia sinensis is the source of this 2872-nucleotide messenger RNA. Its product is annotated as cation/H(+) antiporter 18. Gene Ontology annotation, biological process: proton transmembrane transport; regulation of pH. Lineage: Eukaryota; Viridiplantae; Streptophyta; Magnoliopsida; Ericales; Theaceae. The record is from RefSeq and is a predicted model, not a curated record. Gene Ontology annotation, molecular function: antiporter activity. Gene Ontology annotation, cellular component: endomembrane system; membrane.